Molecule: messenger RNA, 186 nt
Organism: Arabis nemorensis
Lineage: Eukaryota; Viridiplantae; Streptophyta; Magnoliopsida; Brassicales; Brassicaceae
Source: the annotation of a GenBank genome assembly
AUGGAACUCUUCGGUGAAGAGAACGAGGAAGAAAAGAAAGCCAUCGAGGAGAGGGAGGCCGCUAAGAAGGACAUCAACAAGCCUAAAGAGAAUUCAUCGUCUACUUCAAACUCAAAUAAUAUUGCUAAGGCGAUAGCAAGCAACGGCCUUUGCCUGAGGAGUUGUUGCUCUGAGUUGCUUAGCUAA